This is a messenger RNA of Seminavis robusta, 1167 nucleotides long. NCBI's taxonomy places the organism in Eukaryota, Bacillariophyta, Bacillariophyceae, Naviculales, Naviculaceae. The record is from the annotation of a GenBank genome assembly.
AUGACGGACAUGCAACAGCCGCCAAAAAAGGACAAAGUGUGCAUUGUGGGAAGUGGCAAUUGGGGCAGUGCCAUUGCCUGUCUGGUGGGGCGGAACUGCGACAACAAUGAAUCGUGCGCGAAGCAAGUGAACAUGUGGGUCUUUGAAGAGCUUGUUCCGCUCGAUGGCAACGAACAAAAACUCUCGGAUGUCAUUAAUAGUCGGCAUGAAAAUGUCAAGUAUUUACCCGGAAUCAAAAUACCAUCCAAUGUGGUGGCUGUUCCGGAUUUGGCCACUGCCUGCAAAGAUGCUACGCUGUUGAUUUUUGUCCUUCCGCAUCAGUUCUUGCCCAAAUUGUUACCAGUCAUUCGAAAACAUGCACACAGCAAUUGUCGAGGCGUAAGUCUCAUCAAGGGUCUUGAUUUUGAUGACACGACAAAGCGUCCAGUGCUGAUAUCCAAGGCAAUUGAAAAGUCUAUGGGCCAAAAUUUUCAAUGUGGUGUCUUGAUGGGAGCCAAUGUGGCUUCCGAAGUUGCCAAGGGCCAAAUGUGCGAGUCAACUCUGGCCUGCACUUUUGGAGCUCCAUUGGAUGAAAGAACUCGUAGAGUUUUUGAUCGCCCACCAAACUUUAGAGUACAACAAAUUGCAGAUGUGGCUGGUGCCGAAGCCUGCGGUGCCCUCAAAAAUGUAAUUGCUCUGGGAGCAGGGUUUGUAGAUGGUCUAGGGCUUGGUGGGAACACCAAGGCAGCUUUGCUGCGAAUAGGACUGUUGGAAAUGUCCAAAUUCUGUCACUUUUUCUUUGGUGAAAAUGUCAAGAAUGACACAUUCCUUCAAAGCUGUGGAAUGGCAGAUUUGAUCACAACCUGCUAUGGCGGACGCAAUCGCAAAUGCGCCGAAGCCUUUGCUAGAAGGAUACAGCAACGGAAAGGAGGCAUUGCCGACAACAGCAACAAGUCACUGGAAAGCAUCUGGCAAGACAUUGAGUCAGAGCUAUUGAAUGGCCAGAAACUUCAAGGGACAUUGACCGCCAAAGAAGUUUAUGUUCUUUUGAAUUCUAGUGGCAUGCUGGAAGCAUUCCCUCUGAUUUCAACAAUAUACGAAAUUGCCUUUGAGGGAAGACCCGUGCACGAGAUUGUCCAAGGCAUCCAUGUGUCGCAUCAAGGCGCUUUUGGUCGAUCCCGGAUGUAA